Messenger RNA from Spirodela intermedia, 135 nucleotides. Lineage: Eukaryota; Viridiplantae; Streptophyta; Magnoliopsida; Alismatales; Araceae. The record is from the annotation of a GenBank genome assembly.
AUGCAGAGGCAUAAGUUGUCCGGCCUUGCAGGCUGGAGGAACCAUUUCCCUUGCCAGAAAUCCCAGGCAUCUGUACAAGAAAGGCAAAAGAGAAAUACGAGGCCAUGCUCUGACAGCAUCACUAAUCCAAAUUAG